Brettanomyces bruxellensis is the source of this 1182-nucleotide messenger RNA. RefSeq lists its product as uncharacterized. Lineage: Eukaryota; Fungi; Ascomycota; Pichiomycetes; Pichiales; Pichiaceae. The transcript has a single exon. The coding region runs from base 1 to 1182 and encodes 393 amino acids. The record is from RefSeq and is a predicted model, not a curated record.
AUGUCUGUUUUCACAAGACAGUCUUCAGAGUCGUCGGCUAACUCAUCUGGAGACAACGAAAGCUCACUAUUUGGCCAUAGACGAGAUAGCGGACGAUCGUCGCACUCUUACCACCGGCGGAGGCAUGUAAGAGCACAUGUUGAAGUUGUGAGCAUUAAAGAUUACAAAAAGGCGGCCAAAACAUUGCAUAUUGCAUUUAAAGAUGAUCUUUACUUGAAGUAUCUAACGGACGGAAUUAAGGACACAAAACUUAAAGGGCAGUUGGAUCUGGCAUUGUAUGAGGCAACGGUUUAUUCAACGGUGCUAAGUGGGCUCGUGGUAGCAAUCCGGGAUGUGGAAUUAGAAAAAACAGACCCAGAUGCACCAUUUCUGGCUGUUGCAUGUUUUGAAAAACCAAGACCAAUGAGAGAACCCAAAUCACUCGUUAGCUCUCUUUGGUCGAUGUAUAAGGGAGGAUACCUCAAGUUUAUCUGGUUGGCAAACCGCGAAACGAGGCAAAGAGUGCUGUUUGAGCAAUCUUCUAUGCUUGAAAAGUUUCGGUAUGAGGCCCUAGGUGAAGAGUUCUCGCAAUCAUGGUAUCUUUCCGAUAUUGGUGCCAUACCAAAGGGAAGGGGAAAGGGUUAUGCAAGAGCUUUAGUUGACUAUGUGUGCCAUAAAUAUGUUGACAAGUACAGACCUCACGUUGCUGGAGAUGAGGCAGACGAUGAAUAUGAAGAUGAUGAGGAGCUCAACGAGUUGGAGAAAGAUCACGGUUCAAUUCGGUUUAAUAACAGCGAUAAUUCACAGCUUGACUCUGAAAUUCAGAGCUACAACUUCUCUUUUGACCUUGAAUCCGAGGACUUGACUGAUUACUCAGGCUAUUCAAGUGUUUCAGACUCUGAUGCAUCAUCAUCUCAUUCAUCAUGGUACUAUCGUGAGGAGGAUGACAUCUUAGCCCAGUAUGACCGCAAAAAGAGUAAAGAGAACAAAGUUGGGGCUCCGCUCUACUUGGAAAGUUCACAUCCUAGGAACAGGAAAAUAUACCAGAAACUGGGUUUCACAUAUGUGAAAACAGUCGAUGUGGCUCGUGUCACAGAUAGGCAUGGCCGAAAUAAGAUGCUAACGAUGGAUUUGAUGGUUCGAGGACCAAAGGGGGCUCUGUGGACUAAACGACCCUUAGAGUUACCCGCGGAAGACAUGUAA